UGCCUUCAUGGCGCAGCAGGUGGGUGCGAAUCUGAAGGAGCAAGCCUGGGCUACACCAGCUGCCAUUAAGAAACUCGGGGCUGAUUCAGUGACGAAUCUUCGAACCGAGUACGCCGCUAUCACACGCACUAUGACAGUUUACAUACGCAAUAGCACCACUGAGAAUGUCCUGAUCCGCCCCGUCAAG
Messenger RNA from Sphaeroforma arctica JP610, 187 nucleotides. RefSeq lists its product as hypothetical. The record is from RefSeq and is a predicted model, not a curated record. Lineage: Eukaryota; Ichthyosporea; Ichthyophonida. The transcript has 2 exons. The annotation marks the transcript as partial.